Molecule: messenger RNA, 264 nt
Organism: Echinostoma caproni
Lineage: Eukaryota; Metazoa; Platyhelminthes; Trematoda; Plagiorchiida; Echinostomatidae
Source: the annotation of a GenBank genome assembly
AUGGGCUGUAGUGUUAUAGCUGAUGAUGGGAAUCUGGGUGGAACACGUCACAAUCCCGGUGAAAUCGAGUUAAGUCUUCCAGUGCGCCCGUCCAACAAACAGUCAGGUAUGGACGAAUUCCGUUGGCGUCACGGAGCUUGGUGUGGAGAUAAAAUCGGUUGGAUACUGGGUGCUGUCUUACUACUCUAUACAGCUCUGUUAAUUUCGUAUAGUCAGUCCAAGGAGAAAUCUCAAAUCACCUAUUGUCCUCCCGAAAGGGCAUAA